CUUCUGAUGUUUUCUACAGGCAUUGUGAUGCGCGCGUUCAAUAUCAACACAGGAGCCGAAGUCGCUAUCAAACAAAUGAGCCGCACCAACAGAGAUGACCUCCUCUGGCCCAUAUUGAAGUUUGAAGCAUUGAUGCACGCGCUUAUCCCUGACGGGACAGAGGGCUUCCCGUCUGUCCACUAUGCUGGCCCAGAUGCGAACGCGUACGUCAUCGUCAUGGACAGGCUCGGUCCAAACCUCGGCGCGUUGCACUGUCUGUGCAGAGGGACAUUCACACUCCGCACGAUAUGUAUGCUCGCCGAUCAAAUGCUCGACCGGAUCCAGCUAGUGCACUCUAGAGGGAUGGUGAGCUGCGACAUCAAACCCCACAACUUUGCGAUGGGCUUCGACAAGACCGCCCACAUCGUCCACAUGUUCGAUUUCGCAGGCGCCAGACUCUACGUCACCCCAGAUGGCGAGCAUCUCCCGCUCUCCACGAGCAAACGUCCCCUCGGGACCGCCAGAUACGCCAGCCUCGCCGCACACAAGGCUCAAACCGUUUCCCGCGCGGACGACAUCGAGUCCUUGCUCUACGUUCUGCUCGAGUUCCUCCACGGCACCCUCCCGUGGGAAGGGCUCCCCGUAUCCCUCGCAGCGAAGACUGUUUUUGUUCUGAAGGCCGACUCGUCGCCCACCGGGUCUGUCCAGACGCUCCUCGCGCGAUCCCCGCCGGAGUUCGCGGCCUACCACGCCCACGUGAUGGGUCUCGCAUUCGGGGCGGAGCCGGACUAUGCGUUGCUCCGCGGACUGUUCCGCAGGCGGAUGCGCGAUGAGGGCUGGAUGUACGACGGAAGGUACGACUGGAUGGACCCGUCUGGGCUCGUGAAGGGGACGCUCGUACCCGCGGAGUACAACGUGUCGAUGGACUUCGUGGAGGACAAGGAGUGGAACCCGAAGUAUACGUGAGGGCGGGCAUUGGAGAGCUAGUACGAGUACGACGGGAAACUUGGGUACUCGGACCAUAUAGCAUCCAUUACAAAGUUCUUACUUCGUACUUGUUUAC
Trametes versicolor FP-101664 SS1 is the source of this 1042-nucleotide messenger RNA. RefSeq names its product casein kinase. The coding region runs from base 7 to 945 and encodes 312 amino acids. The transcript has 3 exons. Gene Ontology annotation, molecular function: ATP binding; protein serine/threonine kinase activity. Lineage: Eukaryota; Fungi; Basidiomycota; Agaricomycetes; Polyporales; Polyporaceae. The record is from RefSeq and is a predicted model, not a curated record. Gene Ontology annotation, cellular component: nucleus; cytoplasm. Gene Ontology annotation, biological process: signal transduction; peptidyl-serine phosphorylation.